This is a messenger RNA of Oryza sativa Japonica Group (Japanese rice), 1641 nucleotides long. Its product is annotated as WAT1-related protein At1g09380. Lineage: Eukaryota; Viridiplantae; Streptophyta; Magnoliopsida; Poales; Poaceae. Gene Ontology annotation, molecular function: transmembrane transporter activity. The record is from RefSeq and is a predicted model, not a curated record. Gene Ontology annotation, cellular component: plasma membrane.
CCCGAGCAUCCUCUCCUCUCAGCUGCAACCUAUAGCUAGAGAGCUACUGCGGCACUAGUCACUCUCUCUCUCUCUCUCUAUAGCUUUGCUUGAUCAUAUCAAUACCACCGCCCUACAAAUCUCUCUCUCUCUCUCUCUCAAGAGGAAUUGAACUGAAGUUCUUGCAGCACGGUCGAGAAGUAAGGGAGUUGAGAGUUGAGAGAGUAGAGAAGAGGGAGAUGGGGAGGGAGAGCUUGCCGACGCUGGCCAUGGUGAUGGUGCAGCUGGGCUUCGCCGGCAUGAAUGUGGUGUCCAAGCUGGCGCUGGACACCGGCAUGAGCCCCUACGUCCUCAUCGCCUACCGCAACAUCAUCGCCGCCGUCUUCCUCGCCCCCUUCGCCUACUACUUCGAGAGGUACACGAAGAGUGGCAUGGUGAUCACCAAGAAAGUACUUGUCCAGAUAUUCUUCUCCUCCAUUUUUGGCGCGACGCUGAACCAGGUGCUCUACUUCGUGGGGCUCAAGUCCACGACGCCGACGGUGGCGUGCGCGCUCAGCAACACGCUCCCGGCGCUGACGUUCGCCAUGGCGGCGGCGUUCCGGAUGGAGUCGGUGCGGCUGAGCGCGGCCGCCGGGCAGGCCAAGGUGUUCGGCACGGUGGUCUGCGUCGGCGGCUCCAUGAUCAUGCCGUUCUACAAGGGCCCGCUCCUCAGGCUCUGGGCGUCGCCCAUCCACUGGCGGUUCGCGGAGAGCGCCGCGUCGGGCGCGGCGGCGCCAGCCGCGGGCGGCGCCGCCGUCCUCGGCGACGUCCUCAUCAUCCUCAGCUGCGCCGCGUGGGCCGUGUGGUUCAUCAUACAGACCAAGAUGUCGGAGCGGUUCUCGGCGCCGUACACGAGCACGACCAUCAUGUGCUUGAUGGCCGGUGUGCAGUGCGCCGGCGUCAGCGCCGCCAUGGACAGGAGCGUCGCCGUGUGGAAGCUCGGCUUCGACAUCCGCCUCUACUCCGUGCUCUACAUCGGCGUGGUCGGGUCGGGGAUCGCGUUCGCGCUCAUGUCGUGGUGCAUCCAGGUGCGCGGCCCGCUGUUCGUGUCCAUGUUCAGCCCGCUGAUGCUGGUGGUCGUGGCCAUUGUCGGCUGGGCGAUCCUCGACGAGAAGAUACACGUCGGCAGCGCGAUCGGGUCCGUGCUGAUCGUCGCCGGGCUGUACAUGGUGCUGUGGGGGAAGGCGAGGGAGAUGGGCUCGCCAUCGGACCUCGACGGCGGCGGCGGCGGCGGCGGCGUGGUGGAGCUGAACGGCAAGGGCGCCGACGCCGCGACGACCUUGCCGGUGUUCUGCACCACCACCAACAAGCACGAGACGACCCGGAACGGCUGCAGCAACUGAAGCUGAUGGCGCACCGGGGCAUAUGGAUGGCGGAUCACCUGAUUAUAUAUGCGCUAGCUGCACAUUUCACAGGCUGUUGCAUGUGUGACAACUACAUCUUGCUGGGGAUAUCAAUUGGUGCGGUAGUAUAUAGAUGUGGGAGUUUGCUAGUAGUAGCUAGGUAAAAGUUGGGGGAGGUGUGUGAGACUGUACCUGUGCCUUGGUUCUUGACAUUAAAAAUGGAUUGUGCACUUGUGCAGCUGCUCUGUUCAUCGGAGGAAGACUUUGUUAAUUUGUCCCA